Messenger RNA from Myxocyprinus asiaticus (Chinese sucker), 1069 nucleotides. RefSeq names its product ubiquitin-conjugating enzyme E2 K-like. Gene Ontology annotation, cellular component: nucleus. The transcript is spliced from 7 exons. Gene Ontology annotation, biological process: protein polyubiquitination; proteasome-mediated ubiquitin-dependent protein catabolic process. NCBI's taxonomy places the organism in Eukaryota, Metazoa, Chordata, Actinopteri, Cypriniformes, Catostomidae. The record is from RefSeq and is a predicted model, not a curated record. Gene Ontology annotation, molecular function: ubiquitin conjugating enzyme activity; protein binding. Bases 58 to 660 code for a protein of 200 amino acids.
AGAGAGAGAGAGAGAGAGAGAGAGAGAGAGAGAGAGAGAGAGAGGUGCACGAACAGCAUGGCCAACAUCGCGGUCCAGCGAAUCAAACGGGAGUUUAAAGAGGUUCUGAAAAGCGAAGAGACAAGUAAAAACCAGAUCAAGGUGGAUUUAGUGGACGAGAAUUUCACAGAACUGAAGGGGGAGAUUGCAGGACCACCAGACACACCGUAUGAAGGGGGCAGAUAUCAGCUAGAAAUUAAAAUUCCGGAGACAUACCCUUUUAAUCCACCAAAGGUUCGGUUUAUCACAAAGAUCUGGCAUCCCAAUAUCAGUUCAGUCACAGGUGCCAUUUGUUUGGACAUCCUGAAGGACCAGUGGGCAGCGGCGAUGACCCUCAGAACAGUGUUAUUGUCCCUACAGGCUCUUCUGGCGGCUGCAGAACCAGAUGAUCCACAAGACGCAGUAGUUGCCAAUCAGUAUAAACAAAACCCAGAGAUGUUCAAACAGACGGCUCGACUCUGGUCUCAUGUUUACGCAGAAGCUCCGGUCUCCAGUCCAGACUACACGCGCAAAAUAGACAAACUCUGUUCUAUGGGCUUUGAUAAAAAUGCAGUAAUAGUGGCGUUGUCGUCAAAAUCCUGGGACGUGGAAACAGCAACAGAACUGUUGCUUAGCAACUGAGUCCAACCUGAGGGGCCAAAGCACCUUAUCUGACACCCAGCCCACCUGUGCUCUGCCACAUCCCCUCUGUCUCCAUCUUUUGCCAUUCCUUAAAGGAAUAGUUCACCUAAAAAUUAAUAAUCUGCCAUGAUGUUGUUCCACACCUGUAUGAAAGAAAGUCAUAUGGCUUUGGAACGACAUGAGGGUAAGUAAAUGCUAUCAGAAUGUUAAUUUGUUGGUGAACUAUUCCUUUAAUGUCAGAUUUCUACUCAUUCCUCUCUCAGAAGCACACUCUUUUUCUCUCCAUUUUUUUUUGGUUUACUUUUUUAUGUGCCUUUUUUCUCUCCGUCUUCAUGAUCACCUUCAGAACAGUCCAGCCCCGGCUGUAGCCCCGCCCCCUCUCACACACCCACCCAAUCAGCACUGCAAA